CCCCCCACUCCCCACCGUUCCAACCCUUCUCUCCCGCACCUGCACCCGCUCGGCCAACCCUAGCCGCCGCCGCCCCCGCGCCAUGGUCGUCGACGGCGAGGAGCCCGAAUCCCCACGCCUCCCUGUCCUCAAGUGGGUCAUGUCCCCCGCCAUGGCCACAGCGGGCCUUCCGGAUCCGCGCCAUCGAUGAGCUAGAUCCGCGCCUCCUCGCGCCGCCGACGUCUGACCGAUCCAGAUCGACACCACCACCCUCUCAUCCUCAUGCGCCAAGCGCUGCCACCACCAUCAAAUCGCGGAGCAUCGCAUCUGAUGGCGUCCCCGGCGCGGCCAGCCUCCGUCUCCGGCCCCUUCGCCCUCGCCCCGGACCUCGCCCGCUGCUCCUUCGACCACACGCUCCGCCGAGAGGUUCAGAAAUGUGUACAAGUUCUGCAGGAUAAGCAAGAGCUUGCUGAAACUCAGAACGAGCUAGCUAAACUUCAGAUUGUAUAUGAAGAUCCUGCACAAAAGAGUGAAGGUACUGCCCCAUCAGUUUUCAUGGCCAGGGAAAAUGAUGGCAGUUUCCCAGGUGCAAAACACGAGCUUGCCAUUGUCCUGCUGCACCAAUCUAGCCAGAGAUCGCCCGCUGGACAUCGCCCGAAGUCCCCGGACCUCGCCCGCUGCUCCUUCGACCACACGCUCCGCCGAGUGCUGUGGAUACUGUGGCUAAACAUUGAACUUGAGCUCCUUAACACGGAACACGGCCAACAUUGGAUCCAAGUAUGGGAAGCAGAUCAGGUGCUCUGCUCUUGCACAUGUCUAGUGGCGUCUCCGGCGCAGUGGUGCUUCUUGAGGUGACUGGCAUGACGGCGGCUUUGUAUGGCGGUGACCACAAGCUCUCCGGGCGAGUUCCGCGUGGAGUUCAAGCAGAAGAACCCCAAGAACAAGUCGGUGGCCACCAUGAUUGCCUUCAUUCAUGUUUUGACGUGAGCUCUAGGACGAAGUUGGAAGAAGCAAGGCAUGCAGGCCUUCAUGCAUGCUCUCUUAUCCCUCCUGCUCCUAGGGAGAUGCAGGACUUUGUUGUAAUGUUGCCCUUGGAAUUUGGAUGUACUGCUGAUUUUGCUGAGAAUUUGAUGUAUAUGUCCUUGCUAAUUGUUAUUCAAAUGCUGGGAGUUAUGUACAUAUUCUUAGAAUAAUAUUGUUUACCUGAAAUGCAUUUCUGUACUGGAAAAUAUAUUGGCAUUGAAUCUGGUU
Molecule: messenger RNA, 1230 nt
Organism: Triticum dicoccoides
Lineage: Eukaryota; Viridiplantae; Streptophyta; Magnoliopsida; Poales; Poaceae
Exons: 7
Coding region: 262-834 (190 amino acids)
Source: RefSeq, a predicted model, not a curated record